AUGAGUUCCUAUUUCUUUGUAGCAUUAGCUAAAAUUGCUAUAACAACAAAUCCAGAAAUAACUUUUCUUGGACAACGUAUGCUUGAACUUGUACGACCAAUUAGAAAACUUUUAAAAAUUGAACAUACAGCAUUAGAAAAUUUUGAAGCAUUAAAGGUUUUAACUAAUUUAGCUAGUAUUGGUGAAAGUGUUCGAAAACGUAUUUUAAAAGAAGGUGGAUUUUCAACUAUAGAACAAUAUAUGUUUGAAGAACAUUCAAUGUUAGGACAAGCACCAGUUGAAUGUAUGUAUAAUUUAGUUGUUCAAGAAGAAGUUAUUAAAUGUUUUACUGGUGAAAAUGAUCAUAUUAAAUUAUUAGCUUUAGAAACAUUAGCUGUUUUAUCAUCAUUACAAGCGGAUCUUGAAUAUAUAAAAGAUUUAAAUUUAGAAGAUGGAGAACGUAAACGUUUAAAUAAUUUAAUUCAAGAUAAUCGAAUUAUAUGUGAAAAAAUACCUGAUCAAUUUACUUUUAAUUCUCAAUGGUCUAAAUCGGUUCAACCAAAAAAUCGUUUAAUAAUAUUUUUGAUUUUAUUUGUAAUAAUAAUUAGUCUUACAAUAACAACGAUAACAUUUGCAGUUUUAUGGAAUCGUUCAAAAUCUCAUUCAAAUAAUGAAUAUGCAGUAGCUAAAGGUACAAUAGAUUUUCCUAUUCGUUUACCUGAUGAUGGAAAAUAUAUUCAAUGGACAUUUUUACAAUUAAACGAUGUUUAUGAAAUGCUUCCAUUAGAUCAAGGACGAAAAGGUGGUUUAGCUCGUGUUGCUCGUGUUCGACAAUUAUUAUUAGAAGAAAAUCGUCAAACAUAUACUAUUUUAUCUGGUGAUUUUGUUUCACCAUCAGCAUUAAGUCAAUCAAAAAUAAAUGGAACAACAAUAAAUGGACGACAAAUGAUUGCAUCUCUGAAUACAUUAGGUAUUGAUUUUGUUACAUUUGGUAAUCAUGAAUUUGAUUUAAAUGAAACAGAAUUAAUUGCACGAAUCAAUGAAUCAAAAUUUAGUUGGAUUAGUUCAAAUGUAUUUAAAAGUGGAACUGAUCUACCAUUUUCAUCAACUAGUCGAUAUAAAAUAUUAUCAAUUGAUAAAAUUCGUAUUCUUUUAAUUGGUUUAACAAUCGAUAUAAAUAAAUCAUAUAUUCGUAUUAUUAAUCAAACAUCACUUAUUCCAUUUGUUCAACAAUUUCUUAAAUCUAUUUCAAAUAUAAAAUAUGAUGUUUUAGUUGCAUUAACUCAUUUAGAUUUAGAAAUUGAUAAACAACUUGCAGAAAAUAUACCACAAAUUGAUUUAAUAUUAGGUGGACAUGAACAUGAAAAUUAUUUUUUAUUACGAGGUUCUGAAUAUAUUCCAAUAACUAAAGCUGAUGCCAAUGCAUUUACUGUUUAUAUUCACCGAUGUGCUUUUAAUUUAAAUACAAAACGAUUGCGUGUUUAUAGAACAUUAACACAAAUAACUUCGGAAUUAGAAGAUGAACAAAAAACAGCUGAGAUUGUCAAUUAUUGGUAUAAUUCAGGUAUAAAAGGUUUUGAACAAAUCGGAUUUCAACCUAACAAAACGGUAUCUUGUUUACCAUCUUCUAUUGUAUUAGAUGGUCGUUCAACAUCCGUAAGAAAUUUUCCAACAUUAUUAACAGAUAUUGCUUGUCAAAGUAUUUUAUAUUCAGCAUCGAUGAAUGGAACAAUAAUUGGUGUUUUUAAUACGGGAUCAAUACGUGUUGAUGAUGUUCUUAGAGGAACAAUUACACAAUAUGAUAUUUUACGUAUAUUUCCUUUUCAAGAUAAUAUUUUUUCUCUUUCUGUUCCUGGUUCAUAUCUUGCUAACGUAUUAAGUCGUGGUAUAUCAAUGAAAGGUAGUGGAACAUUCCUUGCUUUUUGUGGAAUUGAAACUCUCGAUCAAGGAAAAACUUGGUUACUUAAUGGAAUAGAUAUUUCAAAAACUGAUCUUAAUUAUUCUGUUGCUACAAUAACUUAUCUAAAAGAUGCAGAAUUUCUCAAUCCAUCAGUUACUAUUUGGUGGGAAUUCAAUAUAACACAAACACAAGGUUUAAUUAAUUAUUUACAAACAAAAUAUCCACCAUGUUAA
Molecule: messenger RNA, 2112 nt
Organism: Rotaria sp. Silwood2
Lineage: Eukaryota; Metazoa; Rotifera; Eurotatoria; Philodinida; Philodinidae
Source: the annotation of a GenBank genome assembly